AUCUUUUUCCUCCCAGUUUCCCAAAUCCAGCUUCGCUCUUCCUUCUUCCACCCGAAACUUGAAAUUGUAAUCAGGGUUCUUCAUUUCGGUUGGAGAUGUCGUUACUUGAACUCAUCACAAGAGCUGCUGCUGAUUCUGAAAACUCGUCAUUAGUUGAAUCAAAAUACCCCAUAAUAUUGAACGGGACUUCAAUUAUAGCCGAUUUGAAGCCCGAGAAAAACAACACAGAUGAUACCAAACUUAUCAAGCGCGUUCAAGGAUGGAAGAUUUCAGAAACCGAUGCAGAAAUCAUUGAAUCAGUUACGAAUCAGUCUGAUGAUGAUUUGACUACUUCUUCUUGUUUAAUGCUAGAAAAGUUAGGGGGUUUUAUCGGUAAAGAUGUGUUGUGUUUGAUUAUGGAAACUUCAUUAAGUUUGGAGAUAUGGGAAGUACUAAAAACCUUAAUUUUUCAAGGAGUUGUUUGUUUGGAUUUGAUUGAGAUUUUAGUGAAGAAAAGGAGAUCAGAUUUGCUUUGUCUGUGCAUCAAACACAUUUCGGACAUUCAAUCUAGUGAUCUGGUAAGUGUUUUCAAGUACUUUCUUACCCCACCCAAAGGUUCUCACAGUACAAUGAUGAAUGUAAGAAAAGAUUGGGAAAAUCAAGCUAAUUUAGCUAUAGAGAAGAUUGGGAAACAAAAUGAAAAAUCUUUAUUAGCAAAAGAAGCUUCGGUAUUACUUAUGAUUGCUUAUGACGGGUUUACUUCAUCUGAACUUUGUUUGCAUUAUUUGUUUGCAAGUUCAAAUCUGGAUCUAUUGACAUUGUCGUAUUGUUUAUCAAGAUUGGGAGGUACGGAAAUGUUGAGUUUGAUUAAGUACUUAGGGAAAUGGUUGAAGAAAUAUGAGAAGUUUCCUCAAGCAUGUCCUUGCCCUAAAGCUGCUAAGAAACUGGGUUUGAAAGCUUGUGAUUGGGUUCCUUCUCUCAAAUCAGUCGUGAAAUAUCUUGGGUUGGUUUUGGAUGAACAUUUUUCGAAACUGGUUUUGUAUACUGAGUUUCAAGAUGAGCUGAGAUUGAUUGAUGGAGUUGUCAAGUCUUUAGCAUGUGGAGCUAGAUUGUGUUGCUCAGUUGCCGAUGUAGUUGAAAAUUUGAAGGUGGAAGUUAAGAGUCAAAAUGGUGCUUAAGAGGUUGGGCUUUUAUAUGUAUUUUCUUGUAACAAUCAGUCAGUAAUUUUCAUGGUCUAAAUUUUGAUUGGAGUACGCUUAGUCUUUCUUGGUUCAUUCUUGAACUGUAUACCAUUUUUAGGAUGAGAAUUUUGAAUUCCUUUGCACUUUUAA
This is a messenger RNA of Papaver somniferum (opium poppy), 1310 nucleotides long. RefSeq lists its product as uncharacterized. The transcript has 2 exons. NCBI's taxonomy places the organism in Eukaryota, Viridiplantae, Streptophyta, Magnoliopsida, Ranunculales, Papaveraceae. Bases 96 to 1157 code for a protein of 353 amino acids. The record is from RefSeq and is a predicted model, not a curated record.